Polypterus senegalus (gray bichir) is the source of this 8790-nucleotide messenger RNA. It is a transcript of the gene gcn1, whose product is annotated as GCN1 activator of EIF2AK4. The record is from RefSeq and is a predicted model, not a curated record. The transcript has 58 exons. The coding region runs from base 70 to 8085 and encodes 2671 amino acids. Gene Ontology annotation, cellular component: cytosol. Gene Ontology annotation, molecular function: protein kinase regulator activity. Gene Ontology annotation, biological process: regulation of translation; cellular response to amino acid starvation. NCBI's taxonomy places the organism in Eukaryota, Metazoa, Chordata, Cladistia, Polypteriformes, Polypteridae.
ACCGCGAAGGAAGUCCGCGUGUACCGGAAGUGAGGUCAGAGAACUCCUUCCUGGAGCGAGGCCGGCAAGAUGGCGGCGGACACGCAGGUUGCAGAGACACUGAAGAAAUUUGCUGUAAAAGUGACAACAGCCAGCGUGAAGGAAAGGAAGGAGGUGCUGAAUGAGCUUCAGUUGUGCGUGUCUGGAAGAGACCUCCCUGAACCUGCUGUGAAGGGGCUUUGCAAACUGUUCUGCAUGACACUGCAUCGCUACAGGGACUCUGCAUCAAGAAGAGCACUGCAAUCUGCCAUUCAGCAAUUGGUGGAAACCCACCCUGAAGCUGCAGCCAAAAACCUGCUACAGUGCCUGCAAGCAUCUGGAGUCAUCUGUAAAAAUGGUUUCCCAAGUAAGAGCACAGGGUCGGCGGCUUCCUUGGCCCUGUCUUGGACUUGUCUUCUAGUUCGAUGUGUUUUUCAUGCACCUGAAAAGCGAGAAGGGGCUACCUGGACCAAGCUGGUUGAAGUCCAAAGCUUUCUGCUGUUUGAAGUGCUUGGGGGCUCCAAUAGGCAUACCCUGGAAGGUGUCCUAAAAAGACUCACCAGGCUGUGGAAAGAGAACCCUGGCCUUGCUGAUCAGUAUGUGUCCACAGUUCUGGCUCUGGAGCAGAAUCAGACUCACAUGUGCAUGUUGGGAGUGUUGCUGGAUUACUGUUCUGCCAGCAAAGAUGUCACCACCAUCCAAAAACACAAGACGGCCUUACUAGAUCUGUACACGAAAACGGUUUUAAUGAGCAAGACAAAACCCCAUAAACAUGUCCUUGAUAAAUGUGCCCCCCUUUUGCGUCAAGUUAAUCAUCAUGAAUUCAAGGACGUCCUCCUUCCCACACUGCAAAAAUCUAUGCUCCGUAGUCCAGAAAAUGUUAUUGAGACAAUAUCCACUUUACUGACCUCUGUAACACUUGACCUGAGCCAAUAUGCAAUGGACAUCGGUAGAGGCCUGGCCGGCCAGCUGAAAGCUAACAACUCUCAGUUGGUUGAAGAGGCAGUGCAGGCUCUGAAGAACCUUGCACAACAGUGCAGCGACCCAGUUGCUGUGGAAUCUGUAGUCCGUCACCUUUUUGCAAUCCUAGGAGGCUCAGAAGGGAAGCUGACAGUCACUGCCCAGAAGAUGAGUGUUCUCUCAGGAAUCCGGAGCCUAAGCUACCAUACAGUUUUAGUUCCCUCCAGUCAGAUUCUCAGUGCCACUGUGGCUGAACUCUUCAUCCCGUUUCUUCAGCAGGAAGUUCAUGAGGGUACACUCGUCCAUGCAGUCUCUGUUCUCACACUCUGGAGUAGAAAGUUCAAUACAGAGGUUCCAAAAUCCCUUAUGGAGUGGUUCAAAAAGGCAUUUUCUCUGAAGACCUCCACUUCGCCUGUACGGCACUCUUACCUGCUGUGCAUGCUGGCUGCCUUCAAAGGGGACACUUUACUACAGGCUAAGGAUCUUCUUCAAAUCUUAAUCCAGGCUGUGGAGAAGGCCUCUUCUCAAAGCACACAGGUUCCAUUAAUCGCUGAAGGAGUGGCUGCAGCUGUUCUGAUCUGCAAACUGUGUAUCGUGGAUUCAUUGAUUGAGUCAAAGCUGUCUGGUUUCUGGCAGCUGAUUCUGGAUGAGAAAAAGCAAGUUUUCACUUCUGAGAAGUUCCUGUCUGUUGCUUCAGAAGAAGCACUGUGUUCCCUACUGCAGCUGGUUGAACGACUCCUACUAGACCACCAACACAGGUUCCCUGAGAAUAAGGCACAGUUGUACCAUCGUGCCUUGGUUACUAUCCUAUUAUCAAAAUCUUGGAAUGUUCGAAAACAAGCUCAGCAGACCACCAAGAAGUUACUUGGUGCUUUGGGUGGGAUUAGAUUGGCUUAUGGAAUGCUGGAGGAGCUCAACACUUUUCUGUCCUCACAUAAGGUGAUGUCCUUGGAUUCGCUUGUUACGGAGUCAGGAGAUGCGUCAGAUCUUGCUAAGACUUAUGUUCCUCCUCGAAUUUUGCUAGAAGCUCUCUGUGUGAUCACCAGUGUUCCAGGGCUAGAGGCUGAUCCCAUUGAGGCAGAAAAUUUGGCUAGAGAGAUCCUCCUUCUAGCACACCACCCUUCCAUAGAGGCAGCACAAAAAGAUUUAUGGCCAGCCAUCUUAUCCCGUAUGAAGAUUGAUGCAAAAGAAUUCAUCAACAAGAAUUUAGAUACUCUGUUACCCGUCAUUACAGCCAAAUCAUCUGUUUCCCCAGCCUCCAUGAAUGCUGUGGUUUGCUUGUCAGCCCUCUCGCCACUCAAGGUGCUGCCUCAGCUGUUUUGUGUUAUCACUUCUACUCUGAACAAGCAGGAUUUGCUCCAGGUUACACGGGAGGAGUAUGCCAUUAUGCAGAUGCCAGAGGGGGAGCUGUAUGAUAAAUCCAUUAUUCAGAAUGCUCAGCAAGAAUGUGCAAAGAAAGGAAACCUUAAACGUGAGAACAAAGCGUAUUCCUUCAAAGAGCAGAUAAUUGAGCUAGAAUUGAAAGAGGAGAUUAAAAAGAAAAAGGGAAUCAAGGAGGAGGUGCAGUUAACCAUUAAACAAAAAGAGAUGAUUCGGUUGCAGCUAGAAAGAGAGUCUGCCAUUAGGAAGAGCCUUCAAGAGAUGGACCAGGAACUAGAGUCGGUGCUAUCUCUUUUAGGUGCAGUAGUCAAGAAAAAGCUCCCUGGAGUGUCUCAUCAGAUCCCAUUAGUUCUUCGCUCUUUUCUGCCACUCUUUCGAUCUCCACUUGCAGCUCCAAGAAUUAAAAAACACUACCUCUCUUUGAUAGACUGUGUCUUUCAACCCCAACAGAGAAAUUUAGGUUUGUUGGUUGGCCAUGUAACCCUACGUUUAAUGAAGCCAGCAUGUGAUUUAGAUGAAAGAUGGUGUGAAGAGGAUCUUGGCAAAGCCACAGUCAGAGCAGUGAACCUGCUGCAUAGUCAGACAGUUGUACACAGAGAUGUGAAGGGGACUUCAGAUGCCUCCCCACUCGCGGGGCCAGCCUUUGCUUUCUGUUUCCCAUUCCUCAAAAUCAUCCUUACUGAGACUGUAAAUAAGGAUGAGGAAGAGGAAGCCCUUUUGGUGAAAGCCCUUCAAGUCAUCAGCCAGCAUGCACAGUUGCGAUCCUGCACAACUCUUCAAGAUCAAUUUGUUGAUGAGAAUGGUCCAGAAUUACUUCCCAGGGUUGAAAUGUUGCUGCUUCUGACACGUGUCAUUGGUACAGGAAGUCCUUGUUUACAGGUUCUGGCUUCUAAUUCACUGACUUCACUAUGUGCUAGCAGUAGUGGAGAUGAAGGUUGUGCCUUUGCAGAACAAGAGGAGAUAGAUGUACUGUUGCAAGCUCUGCAGUCUCCUUGUUUUUCUGUUCGGGAUGCAGCCCUGCGAGGUCUGCUGGAAAUGGUGAUGGUCUUGCCUACCACAGACACAGAUGAGAAGCAUGGCUUGGACUUGCUGCGAAGAAUCUGGGUAGCCCGAUUUGAUGUGGAAGAGGAGGGCCGCUUGCUGGCAGAGAAGCUUUGGAAGGCAAUUGGCUUAGAACUUCAGGCUAGUCUGUGCUCACUGCUCAUUGAAGAUGUGAUUCAUUAUGAAGAGGCUGUCCGGCAAGCAGGAGCUGAGGCUUUGUCUAAUGCUGUGGCCCAAUACAGACAUCAGGCUUCUGAUGUCAUGAUGAAGCUGGUGGAACUUUAUCAAGAGAAACUUUAUAGACCUCCACCUAAGUUAGAUGCCCUUGGGCGCACCAUUUCCGAAAUGCCACCAGACCAGUGGGAAGCCAGAUGUGGAAUCGCUUUAGCCUUGAAUAAGCUUUCCCAGUACCUGGACUGCUCCAGAGUUACACCAUUGUUCCAGUUCUUUGUCCCCGAAGCACUUCAUGACCGCAGUGCUGAAGUUCGAAAGUGUAUGUUGGGAGCUGCACUCUCUGCCCUUAACACUCAUGGAAAGGACAAUGUAAACUCUUUAUUGCCAGUCUUUGAAGAAUUUCUUAAGAACGCCCCUCAGGAUGCCAGCUAUGAUUCUGUCCGUCAAAGUGUUGUUAUUCUGAUGGGCUCUCUGGCAAAGCACCUUGACAAGAGUGACCCCAAAGUCAAACCCAUUGUGGCCAAACUAAUUACAGCUUUGUCCACACCCUCCCAGCAAGUUCAAGAGUCAGUGGCCAGCUGUCUUCCUCCUCUUGUACCUGCCAUUAAAGAAGAUGCAGGUGGGAUGGUUCAGAAGCUGCUGCAGCUGCUUCUUGAGUCAGACAAAUAUGCAGAACGGAAAGGAGCAGCUUAUGGGCUUGCUGGUCUGGUCAAGGGGCUUGGGAUACUUUCCCUUAAACAGCAGGAAAUUAUGACAACUUUGACAGAUGCUAUUCAAGACAAAAAGAACUUUCGACGUAGGGAAGGAGCACUGUUUGCCUUUGAGAUGCUCUGCAACAUGUUGGGAAAGCUCUUUGAACCCUAUGUGGUGCAUGUGCUCCCUCAUCUGCUCCUCUGCUUCGGAGAUGGGAACCAGUACGUCCGUGAGGCUGCAGAUGAUUGUGCUAAAGCAGUGAUGAGAAACUUGAGUGCCCAUGGGGUGAAACUGGUUCUCCCGUCCCUUCUUGUUGCUCUUGAGGAGGAAUCAUGGAGGACAAAAGCAGGAUCUGUUGAACUUCUUGGUGCCAUGGCAUACUGUGCUCCCAAGCAGUUGUCCUCUUGUCUCCCAAAUAUUGUGCCAAAGCUAACUGAGGUGCUGACAGACUCUCAUGUCAAGGUGCAGAAGGCUGGACAACAGGCUUUGCGGCAGAUUGGGUCUGUCAUUCGCAAUCCAGAAAUUCUUGCUAUCACGCCUAUCUUGUUAGAUGCUUUGACUGAACCCUCCAGGAAAACCCACAAGUGCCUGCAGACACUGCUGGACACAAAGUUUGUCCAUUUUAUUGAUGCACCAUCCCUAGCUCUCAUCAUGCCUAUAGUCCAGAGAGCCUUUCAAGAUCGCUCUACAGAUACACGCAAGAUGGCAGCUCAGAUCAUCGGUAACAUGUACUCCCUCACUGACCAAAAGGAUCUUUCUCCAUAUCUGCCAAGUGUGAUUCCUGGGCUAAAAUCUUCACUGCUGGAUCCUGUACCUGAGGUGCGUACUGUGUCAGCCAAAGCUCUUGGUGCUAUGGUGAAAGGCAUGGGAGAAUCCUGCUUUGAUGACCUUCUACCAUGGCUUAUGGAGACUCUGGCCUCAGAACAGAGUUCUGUCGACAGAUCUGGUGCUGCUCAAGGUUUGGCUGAAGUCCUGGCUGGGCUUGGAGUGGAAAAACUUGAAAAGCUGAUGCCUGACAUAGUUGCUACAGCCAGCAAAAUAGAUAUUGCUUCCCAUGUGCGGGAUGGCUACAUCAUGAUGUUUAUCUAUUUACCUGUGACCUUUGGGGACAAGUUUACCCCAUAUGUAGGACCCAUCAUCCCCUGCAUUCUCAAGGCACUGGCUGAUGAGAAUGAGUAUGUGCGUGACACAGCCUUGAGAGCUGGCCAGCGGAUCAUCAGCAUGUAUGCAGAGACUGCUAUUGCACUCCUGCUGCCAGAAUUGGAGCAGGGUCUGUUUGAUGAUAUGUGGAGGAUCAGAUUCAGCUCUGUACAGCUGCUUGGAGAUCUUCUCUUUCACAUUUCAGGUGUGACGGGGAAGAUGACAACUGAAACAGCAUCUGAGGAUGACAACUUUGGCACUGCCCAGUCUAACAAGGCCAUCAUUCAUGCCCUGGGCCAUGAGAGGCGCAACAGAGUUCUGGCUGGGCUCUACAUGGGGCGCUCAGACACCCAGCUUGUGGUGCGGCAAGCAUCCCUGCAUGUAUGGAAAAUAGUGGUGGCAAAUACACCUCGCACACUGCGUGAAAUUCUCCCUACCCUCUUCAGCCUGCUGCUAGGCUUCCUUGCCAGUACCUGUGCGGACAAAAGAACGAUUGCGGCUCGGACACUGGGAGAUCUGGUAAGGAAACUGGGAGAGAAGAUCCUUCCUGAAAUCAUCCCCAUCCUGGAGGAAGGACUUCGCUCUGACAAAAGUGAUGAACGGCAAGGUGUCUGUAUUGGACUUAGUGAAAUCAUGAAGUCCACCAGCAAGGAUGCGGUGCUUGUGUUCUCAGAGUCUUUGGUCCCAACUGUGAGGAAGGCCCUGUGUGAUCCACUUGAGGAAGUUCGAGAGGCUGCCGCCAAGACCUUUGAACAGCUGCACUCCACAAUUGGUCACCAGGCGUUAGAUGACAUCCUACCUACUCUUCUGCAGCAGCUGGAUGAUGAGGAAACUUCUGAGUUCGCUCUGGACGGUCUUAAGCAAGUGAUGGCGGUAAAGAGCAGAUCUGUUCUCCCAUAUCUUGUUCCAAAGCUCACAGCCCCUCCUGUAAACACCCGUGUUCUUGCGUUCUUGUCUGCUGUGGCAGGGGAAGCCCUUACACGCCAUCUCAGUGUUAUCCUUCCUGCUCUAAUGUCUGCGCUUAAAGAGAAGCUGAAUACAGAGGAAGGGGCACAGGAGCUGGCAAGCUGCCAGGCGGUGAUCCUUUCAGUGGAGGAUGAAGUGGGGCAGAGGAUCAUUAUUGACGAUCUCCUGGAAGCAAGCCGUAGCCCUGACUUGGGUAUGAGAAAGGCAGCCAUUACCAUACUCAAUGGCUACUUCAGCAGAACCAAGGCUGACUACAGUAUGCACAUCAAGAGCCUGGUUUCAGGUUUCAUACACCUCUUCAACGACACUGAUGAAAUGGUCCUAAAUGAGAGCUGGGACGCCUUGAAUGCUGUCACAAAGAAAUUAGAUGCCUCGAGCCAGCUGGCACUCAUUGAUGACUUACAUCGAGACAUUCGAAUUGCUGGGAAUGAGGCCAAAGGUGAGAACUUGCCAGGAUUCUGCCUACCUAAAAAGGGUGUCACCUCAAUCCUUCCAGUUUUGCGUGAAGGUGUCCUGACUGGAAACCCAGAACAGAAAGAAGAAGCUGCCAAGGCUUUAGGACUUGUCAUCAAGCUAACAUCUGCUGAAGCCCUCCGGCCAUCUGUAAUCAACAUAACUGGACCCCUGAUUCGUAUCCUUGGAGACCGCUUCAGCUGGAAUGUCAAAGUGGCCCUGUUGGAAACACUUACCCUGCUUUUGGGCAAGGUGGGCAUUGCCUUGAAGCCAUUCCUGCCCCAGCUGCAGACCACAUUCCUGAAAGCACUGCAGGACUCCAACCGAUGUGUUCGUCUCCGUGCUGCUGAGGCCCUUGGAAAACUCAUUAGUAUUCACUCCAAGGUGGACCCCCUGUUUACCGAGCAGCUGAAUGGAAUCCGCUCUGCAGAGGAUUCAGGAGUCAGGGAGACAAUGCUACAGGCCCUCAGGUUUGUGAUCCAGGGAGCUGGUGGGAAAGUUGAUUCUACUAUCAGAAGGAGCAUGACAACAACUCUGUUGAGCAUGCUGGGUCAUGAUGAGGAUGCAACUCGAAUGGCAACUGCAGGGUGCCUUGGGGAGUUGUGUGCCUUCCUGCCAGAUGAUGAGCUCAGAAUUGUCCUUCUGCAACACUUGCUAGCAGACGCCUCUGGUAUUGAUUGGAUGGUGAGACAUGGCCGUAGUGUUGCACUCUCGAUUGCCAUUAAGGCAGCUCCAAGUCAGCUUUGCAGCUCAGAGUAUAACACAUUGGUCCUAGACACCAUUUUGUCAAGUGCAUCGGCUGACAGGAUUCCCAUAGCCACAAGUGGGAUUCGGGCAGUGGGAUUCCUAGUGAAGCACUGCAUUAUGAGUGAAGGAGGAAGCUUGCCUGCAAAGAUUGUGACUCAUUUUGUAAAGUGUUUGCAGAACUCAUCCAGUGACAUUAAGCUGGUUACAGAGAAGAUGAUAUGGUGGAUUAAUAAAGAACCCACCCCAGCAAUGGAGCUUCAAGUCAUUAAACCAAUAGUGAAGGCGCUGCUGGACAACACGAAAGACAAAAAUACUAGCGUGAGAGCCUACAGUGACCAGGCCAUUGUCAACCUGCUCAAGAUGCGAGAUGGUGAUGCUGUCUUUCAGAGCAUAACCAGUAUUCUGGACAUAGCUAGCAAUGAGCUACUGAAUGAGGCAUGCCGCCGAUCUCUACGAAAAUUGGCCAGUCAGCCUGACUCCAGUGAACAGAUUGAUGACACCAUCCUAACGUGAUCCAUCAAACAGCAGUCCUUUCCUCAAUAAAAAUCAAUUCAAAACACAAAUAAAAACAGGCAACCUGAAAGGGAGUUGCAGAAAAGGCCAUACAAGUAACAGAUAGCUCCAGUCUUGGCCAAUGGUUUUAACUAUUUCGGGCAAAAUUAUGCUAAUAAAACAUGUAGGUUGUGAAAUUGAAUUUUAAUGCGAUGUGUGGCUCUCUUGAAGCCCCACCACCCCCCAUAUCCCCCUUCACUAUGCAUUUGCUUAGCAGUGCAGUGUACAGUUGACUUUGUGUUUUAAGUCUUGGUCACAUACUGUAUUAUAAUCGUGUGUCCUUGUAACAUCACAAACAGAUUGGCUAGUUUCCAUGCUCCCCCGCCAAAAAAAAUCACAACAGUAUUAGGUUUUACUCUGACCUCUGGCUUUCGGAAGCCAAAACUGAUUUUGCAGGCCUAAUUCUUGGUAUUUUCGUUUGUCCAGGUUGGAGGUACUAAAUUAGUAGGCUGCCAGUUCAAUUCUGAAAUUUUACACCUUACUGAUGUUGAUCAUAAACUCCUUACAUUUUAAAAAGGGAGGAAGAAAGUCUAAGUGAUAAAACGUCUGCAUGCAGCACAGCUUGGAGAAGGACUCAACCUGAAGAUAACAUAACACUGGGCCAGAAUUGUUAAGAAGGAAAAACAAAAGGACUGAUUUAAUAAAUGCUAAUGUAGUAUCCAUCAA